UAUUUUUUUUUUUUAAUUAUUAACAGAAGAACCGCACCGGCUGUCAUCUUGCUCUAGUCAGAUUUGGUCUGGACCAACCCGACACAAAAAUCAAAUCCAAAACACGGGUCAUAGGGGCCAGUAAGGGCCGGGAAAAUCCGAGCCACAUCCUCAAUCACACCAUUCAUUUCGUUUACCUCCUUCUCCCCAACUCCAGAUUAGUAGAGGGUCUUCUUUCUCAACACUUCACGUUCAAGUUCUUCCCAACACUGAAAUUAGGGCUUUAAAAAUGUCAAUCCUUCAAAUUUCACUGUCGAUCCCAACACCACACCCACAUAACCUCUCAUCUAUGGUUUUGUCUGGCCCAAACCCUAUCUUCCUCGUUUCGAAGCUCUCUCGCCUAUCAAUCAACACGUCCAAAACGGCAAGGAUCUAUAUGGGAGGCGGUCCGAGAACAUACCCAGGUGGCGUAUCGAAAUGGCAGUGGAAGCGAAUGCAAGCAAACAAAUCCAAACAACUCCUCAAGGCCAGACUCACCCGCGAGCGACAAAUCUACGAAAUGCGAAAGCGGGCGGAGCUGAGAGCGGCUGUUUCGGAGCUCGAGAAGCCGUGGGAGGUCGUUGAGAAAGCGCCGACGCUAUUUUCCGUCAGAGCUGAUGAACAGUUGAAGGUAUUGGCCGAUAGAUUUCAAAAGCCAGGUGGGUUCGAUUUGUGGUCCGAGAAAGAUGGCCCCCAGUUGUUCGACACCGUCGAUGGGGUGCCCUCGGCGAGGUUUUUCCCUAAAGGGGUUGUUCAUAGCAUCAAACCCUACGGGAAAAUUGCUAAUGAUUUGGAUAACAUGAAGGAAUUGUUGAGUUCGUCUUCAGAACCCGAAAUUGGUAUACAACGAAAUGGGAAAAAGAAUCCGAGAGGAUUGAGAGGUGGUUCACGUAGUGAAAGUGAAGUUGAACCAAACAAUUCGAUGGAACAGUUUCAGGGAAGGAAUGGAAAGGGUAAAUUUAGGAAGAAGAGGAACAGAAGGCGGCCUGGGGUUGAACAUUCUAAUGGCUUGAACGGGUUGGAUUCAGGACAAGUUGGUUUCGAUAUGGAAAAACGAGUGGAUACUCCACCCACGCACAAUGCUGAUAGUCGGUUUAGCAGCGGUCGAGUUUCACGGAAACCCAAAAGCUCCAAUUCAGGAGUAUAUGAUAUGAGUAGGCAACAAGAUGGGAGUUAUGGGUUUCAAGCACAGAACUGAUAAUGUGGCUCAAAAUGUAGCUCUAAGGAUGCUGUUGAAGCUGAGUCAUUUUAGCAUUAGUUUGUCUUGGUAAAUAGAGGUCGAUGAGAGGUGAAGAAUUGGAAGUUGAUCAGGUAAUUACCAUCAAUCUUCCAACAUGUACAUCUGUAUAUUUGCAUAAAAGCUUUAAUUUCUGCUCUGUGAAUUGUAUAUUAAAUCAUAUUGAGCAUGGAUUGUUUUUGUUAAAUGGAAUUUUCAGCUGCAACCAAUGUACCCUCUAUCGUCCGAGAUUUUUAUUUUUAUUUUGACAAGCAAUUGCAUUAUUCUUAUUUUAUGUUGUAUA
Cornus florida is the source of this 1538-nucleotide messenger RNA. RefSeq lists its product as uncharacterized. The transcript has a single exon. The record is from RefSeq and is a predicted model, not a curated record. Lineage: Eukaryota; Viridiplantae; Streptophyta; Magnoliopsida; Cornales; Cornaceae. Bases 269 to 1216 code for a protein of 315 amino acids.